CCUCCGGUCACACACAGGAGCGGGCAAGUGCAUUUUUCUGUCCCUAUCACCUAGCAAGGCUGGCCUCUACACGGGAAUAAUGCGAUGUCAUUGAAAAUGUUACCUCGUAUAUCGUAGCCUACGUUUAUUCAGAAUGCGCCUCACCCGAGAUAUAGCACAGAGAAUAGCACACUACUGCUGACUUCGCAUUGAAAUGAUUUGUAUAAGGUGGGUGUGAGCUGUGGUGGCUCAAGCGCAUCGGUAACGAAGCUGCCUGCUGUAAACCGUUAAAUAAAAAGAAAAUCAAGCUGUUUAUAUCGUGGUUGUUCCAGCGGUGACGACCCUCCGGACGUCGUAACCAUGAGUGGACAGGACGAAAGUUCGGUGCGGGUCGCAUUGAGGAUUCGUCCUCAGCUGGCGAGGGAGAAGAUCGAAGGAUGUCACAUCUGUACGUUCUGCAUGCCCGCCGAGCCCCAGGUGAUGCUGGGUAAAGACAAGGCGUUCACUUACGACUACGUGUUUGACAUGGACUCCCAGCAGGACAGCAUCUACACACACUGCACAGAGAAACUCAUCGAGGGAUGCUUCGAGGGGUACAACGCUACCAUCUUCGCCUAUGGACAGACUGGUUCGGGGAAGACCUACACCAUGGGUACAGGGUUUGACGUGAACAUCAGUGAGGAGGAGUUGGGCAUCAUUCCCCGGGCAGUCAAGCACCUCUUCAGGGGCAUUGAGGAACGACGGCAGACCGCCACAGAGCAGGGCAAGCCUGUACCCGAGUUCAAGAUCAACGCACAGUUCCUGGAGCUGUACAAUGAGGAGGUGUUGGAUCUGUUUGAAUCAACACGGGACAUGGAUGGGAAGAGACAGAAGUCCACCAUCAAGAUUCAUGAGGACGCUAACGGAGGCAUCUACACUGUGGGAGUCACCACGCGCACGGUCACCUCCGAGGCAGAGAUGAUGCAGUGUCUGAAGCUGGGUGCUCUGUCCCGUACUACAGCCAGCACCCAGAUGAACAUCCAGAGCUCGCGCUCCCAUGCCAUCUUCACCAUCCACCUGUGCCAAGUCAGAGUCUGCACUCCAGACGACAGCGAGUCCAAUGAGACAGACAACCAUCUGGCCAACGGUUCCUCUGAGAUUAACUCUGAGUUCGAGACGCUGACGGCUAAGUUUCACUUUGUGGACCUGGCCGGGUCGGAGAGACUAAAGAGGACAGGAGCUACUGGGGAUAGAGCCAAGGAAGGCAUCUCCAUCAACUGUGGACUGCUUGCGCUGGGUAACGUGAUCAGUGCUCUGGGGGACAGGAGUAAGAGGUCCACCCACGUGCCUUACAGGGACUCGAAACUCACCCGGCUACUGCAGGACUCUCUGGGAGGAAACAGUCAAACGGUGAUGAUAGCGUGUAUCAGCCCAUCUGACCGGGACUUCAUGGAGACACUGAGCUGUCUGAACUACGCUAACAGAGCCAGGAACAUUAAGAACAAGGUGAUGGUGAACCAGGAUAAAGCCUCCCAGCAGAUAUCAGCUCUAAGGACUGAUAUUGCCAGGCUACAGAUGGAACUGAUGGAGUACAAGACGGGCAAGCGUAUGGUGGGGGAAGACGGCAUGGAGAGCAUCAACGACAUGGUCCAUGAAAACAGCAUGCUACAGACAGAGAACAGUAACCUGAGGAUCAGGGUCAAGGCCAUGCAGGAGACCAUUGACGCCCAGAGGGCCAGACUCACACAGUACCUCAGUGACCAGGCCAACCAGGUUCUGGCCAAAGUGGGUGAGGGGAAUGAGGAAAUUGGAAAUAUGAUCCAGAACUAUAUCAAAGAAAUCGAGGAGCUCAGAGCCAAGCUCCUGGAGAGUGAGUCAGUGAAUGAGAACCUCCGUAAAACCCUGUCCCGUGCCAACACACGUUCCUCCUUGUACGCUGGUGGGGGCUCCUUCUCCCCAGCCCACCUCGCCCCCGAGAUAGUGGCUUCCGACAUCAUCGAGAUGGCCAAGAAAGAUCUGGAGAAACUCAAGAAGAAAGAGAGGAAGAAAAAGAAGAGACUGCAGCGGCUCGAGGAGAGUCACCAUGAGGUUAAGCUUCCCAGUGUGGUCAAGGAGGGGGUGCCAGACAACGAACAGGAACGAGGCAACGACGAGGCUGAGGUGGAUGACCACGUCAGUGACCAUGAGGAAGGAGAGGAGCUUGAGGGAGAAGAGGAGGAGUAUGAGAUGGAGGGAGAGGAGAGCUCGGACGAGUCAGACUCUGAAGAACUGGAUGAGAAAGAGGACUUCCAGGCGGACCUGGCCAACAUCACGUGUGAGAUCGCCAUCAAGCAGAAGCUGAUAGACGAGCUGGAGAACAGCCAGCGCCGUCUGCACACGCUCAAACAGCAGUAUGAACAGAAACUCAUGAUGCUGCAGAGCAAGAUCAGAGACACACAGCUGGAGAGGGACAAGGUGCUGCACAACAUGGGCUCGGUGGAGACGUGCACGGAGGAGAAGGCUAAGAAGAUUAAGUUAGAAUAUGAGAAGAAGUUGAGCUCUAUGAACAAGGAGAUGCAGAAGCUGCAGUCAGCCCAGAAGGAACACGCACGCCUCCUCAAGAACCAAUCACAGUACGAGAAACAGCUCAAGAAACUCAACCAGGAUGUGGCUGAGAUGAAGAAAACAAAGGUGGGUCUGAUGCGCCAGAUGAAGGAGGUGCAGGAGAAAAACAGAGCGUCAGAGUGCCGACGCAACCGAGAGAUCGCUACUCUGAAGAAGGACCAGCGCAAACAUGAGCACCAACUGAGACAGCUGGAGGCUCAGAAGAGGCAGCAGGACCUGAUACUACGCAGGAAAAAUGAGGAGGUGACAGCUCUGAGGAGACAGGUGAGGCCCACCUCAGGGAAGGUGAACAGAAAGGUGAGCCUACCGGAGCCCCUCCAGGACCCUUCACACCGCGGCAUCCCAGGCAGACCUCACUCUGCUGGGGCAGCAGACCCCAAUGGCACCCCAAGAAAGUACCCGUUGAGGACGGGGAGUGUCUACACCACCAGGACAGCCCGGGCUAAAUGGCAGUCUCUGGAGAGACGCAUCACUGACAUCAUCAUGCAGAGGCUGACCAUCUCAAACAUGGAGGCUGAUAUGAACCGCUUCCUCAAGCAACGUGAGGACCUGACCAAGCGAAGGGAGAAGGUGUCUCGCAAGAGGGAGAAGAUCGCCACAGAGGGGACCGACACGGACCGAAGCAUCCAGUCUUUGAACGAAGAAAUGGAUGCCCUGGCGGCCAACAUCGACUACAUCAACGACAGCAUCGCUGACUGUCAGGCUAACAUCAUGCAGAUGGAGGAAGCGAAGGAGGAGGGAGACACAGUGGACAUUACCGCGGUGAUCAGCUCCUGUAACCUAUCAGAAGCCCGCUUCCUGCUUGAUCACUUCCUGCACAUGGCCAUCAACAAGGGUCUGCAGGCGGCCCAGAAGGAUUCCCAGGUGAAGAUGAUGGAGGGCAGGCUGAAGCAGACAGAGAUCAACAGCGCCACUCAGAACCAGCUGCUGUUCCACAUGCUGAAGGAGAAAGCUGAACUCAACCCUGAGCUGGAUGCUCUGCUGGGCAACGCACUGCAAGAGAUAGGUUACCUACUGGUGGCAGAGAAUGGAGAUGACAGCAGUAGUGAUGAGUCCUCUACCCCCAGCCCAGCCACAGAGGGAAGUUCAUUGUCCUCUGACCUCCUGAAACUGUGUGGAGAGGCCAAACCUAGGAAGGCACGCAGAAGGACAACCACCCAGAUGGAGCUGCUGUAUGCUGGUAGUGGUGAAUUAGACUCGCCUACGGGGGACUUCUCUGCCUCCCUGCUACCCCUGGCAGAGGCCCAGGAAGGGACAGGGGACAUGGGGACAGUAGCAGGACAUCACGGGGACAGGGAACUCACUGUGUCCCCCUCAGCACUGUCCACCAGGAUAGCUGGACUUUCUGGAGUGUGGUCUUCUAUGGGAGCUGAGAGGAGAUCACUGGAACGCUCGCCUCUAACACCCAGGAGGAUGCUAGAGAAGGGAGGACCACCCCCCUUAGACAUCAAGGAACACACACCUAUGGACCCCAAAGGUCACCCAGCACGAGAGACAAAGUCACACAUACCCAUGCCCACAGCCACAGAGAAGACCAAAAUCACAGACACCAAACCAACGUUGGAAGAGUCGCUUAUAUAUCAAGGACAAAGAGGGGUGAUCAACCCCGUGUCAUCCCCUAAGAGCAGCCAUGCUGCCAGACUACAGUGUGUCUAUGUGGCUGAGGGACACACCAAACCUGUCAUGUGUGUCGACUGCACUGAUGACCUGCUCUUCACUGGCUCUAAAGAUCGUACGUGUAAGGUGUGGAACCUGGUCACUGGUCAAGAAAUCAUGUCUCUGGGAGAUCAUCCCAGCAGUGUGGUGUCUGUUAGAUACUGUUCCAGCCUGGUCUUCACUGUCUCCACCGCUUACAUCAAGGUCUGGGACAUCCGAGACUCCGCCAAGUGCAUACGCACACUCACGUCGUCAGGCCAGGUGAGUACAGGGGACAGCUGUGUGUCUCUCAGGUCCUUGUCCAUCCCUCCAGGAGAGAACCAGAUCAACCAGAUUUCUCUGAACCCUACGGGAUCCUUCCUCUACUCCGCCUCUGGCAACUUAGUCCGCAUGUGGGACCUCAGGAAGUUUGUGUCUACUGGGAAGCUGACGGGUCACCUGGGUCCGGUCUUGUGUCUGACCGUCGACCAGAUGGGCAACGGUCAAGACGUGGUCCUAACGGGGUCCAAGGACCACACCCUGAAGAUGUUUGAGGUGACAGAGGGUGUCCAGGGCAGUAUUGUGUCCUGUCACAACUUUGAGCCACCACACCAGGAGUGUAUAGUCUCUCUGGCUGUUCAGGGGAACAGUCUCUACAGCAGCUCCAGAGACUACUGCAUCAAGAAGUGGGACCUGUCCCGGAAACGACUAGUACAGCAGGUGGCGAGUGCCCACUCUGACUGGGUAAGUGCGCUGGGUGUUGUGCCAGGGUGCCCGGUAAUGCUGAGUGCAGACAGGGGAGGUCUGCUGAAGCUGUGGCACGCUGAUACCCUGGCACCGCUAGGAGACCUGAGGGGACACGACAGCCCUGUUAACGGACUGGCUACCAACAGCAGCCAACUAUUCACUGCCUCAGAUGACCGGACAGUGAAGAUUUGGCAAGCAAAGGGUUCUUUGGAGGAAGGGAUCCAUUGACACUGAGAAGGACACAACUCUGGGGAUCUACUAGAUUACUCUGGAUCAUCUACAGCCUAUGGAUCUAUUGCUGCCUGCUGGAUCUACUACUCGAUCUAUUUGCUGCUGCUCUGCGCAAUGAUCCAUGGAUGAAGGACCUCCGAAGAUGGUCACAGGGCAGAUGACCAGCCCUGACACACAUAUGACCCCUUGAGACAGUCACUCAACAAGGUUGGAGGAGAGUAGCACAACAGCCACGGUAUUCACCUGAAGGAAAGUGAAACUCUAGUGUAAUGCCCAUGGUUCUGUCUCAUGCCGUAUCCUCUCUAUACAUAUCGUAGAGGAAUCAUCCACUACAGUGCGUGGAAUCAUCUUUCUGUGUUAGUAGGGGGGGAUGCCUUCUAAAUAAAGACCCUAUGGAGGUUGUACUUAAUUCAGCUGUUACUGCCAAACCCUAUGGGAGACUCAUAUAGCCUUAGUGGGGAAUAGGGAUGUCUCAGUAGGAAUAGCACAGUGAAUUAGUGGUGUGGGAUGGUGUAGCUGAUCUCUGCUACAGAAACAAAGCUCAAUGAGGGCGUGUCGUCAUUGUGGAGGUUUAUCUCAACCAAAUUCAAGUGUUGCUUUUAAUGUCGUUAUCUGCAGAUUGUGUGACCAAAGUACAAACCUUCUCUGUGUUAGUCAACGGGCUGUGAUGAGAGUAUUUUUAGCCAACUUUGUACUUGCCUGUGUACAGUACCUCUAUAGUGGUCUUACUCUCUUUGUAUCAUGCAAGUACAUUCAAACCUCAAACUACAAAAACUGGUUUGAUCUUUAAUUUUCUGUCAAAAUGUUUGUAUUUAUGUGUGUUUUCAUGGUGACUUUGAAACCUUCAAAGUUCUGAGCUUCAAUUUCAUGUUGUAUCCAAUGGCCUGUGUCAAUCAUUUUCAGAGCCCAGGUAAAGUGAGGUUACCUGUGCAGAGGCGUAUGUCCUAUCUUAAAUCAACUCAAAGUUUAUUGGUCGCGUGCACAGAUUUGCAGAUGUUAUCACAGGUGCAGCGAAAUGCUUGUGUUUCUAGCUCCAACAGUGCAGUAAUAAUUGGUAAUAAUACAUUUCUGAAUGAGUUUUCCUGUGCCCACGUAUUCCAUUCUCCCAAUCUGAUUUAGGAACGGGCUGAACAGAAUAGAACAAAACAUAGAGGUGUGUGUUACUUUCAGUCCCUGUCAAUCUUAUACUGUAGAUACAGUAGUACAGUAUCACAACCUAAUCUGUGUGGAUUAGCCCAGGAUCCCUAGAUUGGGAUGACAUAGGUUAUAUGACCACAUCUUUAUGUAAAUAGGAAUGCCGUUUUUCUUCCUCCUGGACAUCUAGCGUACAAAUUCCUACUUUUUAGUGAUUCUAAUUUCAGAUGCAGUGUGGAAAUAAAUGUCAUCUGUCAAAAAUAA
This is a messenger RNA of Salmo salar (Atlantic salmon), 6573 nucleotides long. The record is from RefSeq and is a predicted model, not a curated record. Lineage: Eukaryota; Metazoa; Chordata; Actinopteri; Salmoniformes; Salmonidae.